AAUAGACAAUUUCGCUACCGCCGCUCGCUACCGCCGAUCGUCUCCGCGUGAGGGUCCAUUUCUCACGAUAUUUUGUCCCUUAGAGCCCCCAGGAUGCCUUCAAUAAAUGAGAUGGGUUGUGACAGUGAACCUGAAGACAUGGAGGAAGAGAUGAGCAUAACUUACUCGGAUAAAAGUGAAGAAGAGGAGUCUGAAAGUGGAUCUUCAGGGAGUGAUGACGACUCCUCAGAGUUUGAUGAACUUGACUGUGACAGAAGACGAACUGUAUGUAUGGAGGACAUGGAUGAUUUAGAGAGUCAGUUCACAAACCUCAGAGAUCAGCUGUACUCGGAACGAGUUGAACAGGUCGAGUACAAGCUGACCGAGGUCAAGCUGGAAGCUGCUAAUGAGUAUCUGAACCCCCUGCAUGAUCUGGACCAGAUGAAGGGUAGAAAGCUCCGUAUCGCCAGUGUCCUGAGGGAGCUACGCAUGGAAAACAUCAGGAAUAAACUACAGAGCGAGGAGAAGGCCUCGAGGGAAAACCAUGAGAGUGAGAAAAGUUUACUCCGGGAUCUCAUGAAAGCUGAUCUCGACGAGAAGAUCAGAAGACUAGAGGAAGACAGACAUAACAUUGAUCUUACAACAGAAUUAUGGAAUGAGUCUCGAAUCUUGAAGCAGAAAGGGAAGAAACCUGAUUCAACACAUUCUGACCGAAAGAAGAAACCUGUAGCUGUAUCAGGUCCCUAUAUUAUAUAUAUGCUGCGAGAGGAUGACAUCCUUGAUGAUUGGACAGCAAUAAUGAAGGCAAGAGGUGCAAGUGCGAGAAGGAAAUCAGAUGGGCGUACAUCACACAGUGCCAAAUAUGAAGAAGGAAAGCUGCGCUAUGACGGCAGAACGUUUCACAAAAAGGACCAGAUCCUCAUUGAGAAUAGGGAGGACUCUCCAGUAUCGGCCAGAAUAACUGCCAUCGACGCUCGGGAGGUGUGGGUACGGAGACAUGACGGAACCAAAUCCAAGCUUCUCCUUCACAACCUGGAGAAGGGAAAGUACACCAUUCAGCACGUGCGGUAGUCGACACAUAGCCACUCCAGUGGCCUUGUCUAUGAACUAUUUGAGAGUCACAUAUCCUCUCAUGAGAGUCAGAAAGGCAUUAACUCUAUGUGAAAGUAUGUGAGUCCAUGUCCUUGCUGCUCUUAGCUGAUUAUUUGUUUGUGGUAGUGACCUUGGAGAAGGACCCAGCACCUGAAAGGGGUCAUCGUUAUUUACCUCAUCUACAAUACUUGCUGAACGUGGAACGGUGUUCCUGAGCAUUCGUCAGGGAUGCUUCGUGGAACAAAUAGAAGAAAUCGUCUGUUGAGAUCCAGAAGGGCAUUUAGUCUAGCUCUAACCAAACAAAAUUAUGAGAAUGUGAUGAAGAGAUAUUAUAUAUAAAGUGUGACAUGACGUUGAUGUCAUAUCCAAAUAUUGAUAUCAUUACAUACUCCUUUUUUUAUACUCUUUUUUUUUUUAUAUACUGGGAAUUAGAUCACCUUUGAUGCCCAAUAUAUCUCCAAACACUCAAAACAGUCUUGUAUCUGAUCAUAGUAAUACACGUUCACCCAUGAACCUCAACAUAUAAUGGUGGUAUUCAUCCUAAACAUAACUCAUUUGCAUGAUUACCAUUUUACAUAACUGUCAAAGUCUUUUUUUGUUGUUAUCAUUACUUGCCUGGUAGAAGGGUUCAAACACAACAUUUUGUUAAAUUUCAAAACAUUUACUUUGACACUGGAUGAUGUAAAGACUGAAAUAUUUUGUUUUGAUGUAGUCAAAGGAUGAUCAAAACUUUAGAAUGUUUGUUUUUUCUUGAAGUGAACAUCCAUCGUCUACACAUCGAUUUUCGCCUUCAUUCAAGGCAAACAGUGGUUUAUGUAAAUGAAACUGACACUAGUUUGUGUUUUGACCAAUAAAUACUAAAUAAGCAGAGGGAAAGUAGAAUAUAGAAUGCUGGCUCUAAACAUUUGUGAUAGAAAUAUUUUCAUUAAUAGCCAUUUCUCAAGAUAUUUCAUUUUGUGCCCAAUGCAUUACCAAGUAUGACAGAAUAUUGAGCAUGAAUUGACAGUAAAAGUUUCAUUCAUUUGAUAUUUGGCAAGUUCAUUCACGAGUAGGGUUAUGAACUUUCUAAAAAUUUCAGGUUCACUAACAAAACAAAAAUUAUGAUUGGUAAAGUAUGAAACAAAGGACACUUCCUAGAUGUUGCAUGGCAAAAAUGUGUCUUGCCAUAGGCAGCUUGUUGCUGUCAGCCAAACAUACUUUGGUCCUUGUAAGCUACAUGUUUUACUACCGGUAUCUUCUUGAGAUAAAGGCGUUCAGCUGUAAUAUUCCUGGAAAGUAAUAUCAAUUAUUACUUUUGGUUUUUGAAGUUCUGACUUGGACUUGAACAUUUAAGUGCAUCAAUGAGCGCUACUCUUUUUAUAUCAUCACAAGUACAGUGUAUUAAUAAUUUCAUACAACAAAUGUAUUUCUGAAUCAGAAGACAGCGAAAAUUUAAACUUGCCUUCAAGAUCAAAGGAGAUUUUUUUAAAUGACAGUUGGCAUUUUACAUGAUGCCACUUUUUGCUGAUGUUUGAAUGAUUUUUAUAAUUUUGUUUUCUUACUGUUUAUGUAAGACUGAUACCAUUAUAGCAAUAUCAUUCUUUUUUUCAAACAGGUACAUGUACAUUGUAUAGUCUAUGCUGUGUAAAAUAUUUGUAAAGAUGUAUAGUAUAUCAUGUAUUUAUAUGCCCAACAAAGAAAGCAGGGUGUAUCAUUUUCUUGGCCAUAUCAAAGUAUGUAAAAAGAAAAGGUAUCAUCUCGUUCAAAAGAAAAGUAGACUAUUCAAAACCAGGCCCAUUUUUAGUAAUAGUACACAUGUAUUUGUACUUGCAAAUUCACUUUUAAAGUGUCCACUUUUUUCACCGAGGGAUUUAUCCCAAGAUUUUUUAGAACUGCUCUAGAGGGUUCAGUAUGUAUUGUGUCUGGUUUUGUUUAACAUUGGGGUGUUAUAAGGGACCAAGUAUAAACAAAAAAGAAAGACGGAGAAAGAAGUAUGAUUCACAUUCUUUGUUCCAAGUAAACAAUGACACAUCGCAUACUUUACACUUAAGAUGCGAAUUUACAUUUUUUAUAUUAGCACACAAAAUGUAAGGAUAUACCUCUGAAAAAUACAUCCAGCCCUUUAAUACGUUACAUAUGACCUUUGACCUAAGAAUGUCUGAUACACCCUGUUUUAAAAGUGUUGAUACAACUAGUGGAAUUAAGGAAUGGCGGAACAGUUGUUCUUCCAUUGCUUCUUGAAAGUUACUGGGCAACUCAGCUUUUAGAACAAGGGACAUGUUGACAACAGUUUUAAGCCUACUAAUCAUACAAACUAUUGAUCUAAAUUUGUUUUGGGGUAAUCAUCAAUCAAUGAUCAGUGGAAGUGAUUUGUGAUUCAUUAUUUAUUUUUUGUAAACAUUGAACGAUAUGUUUUGGACAUCUCUGCUUCCUGUAUGUCUAUUUUCCCUUCAAUUCCGCUGAACAUGAAAAAUCACUCGGAAUGACCAAACUCUGAGGUUUCUUUUGCAAAAUAGUUGCUGUAAAACAAUUCUUUCUGUUCAUUGCGUAGUCUGUAGGCCAGGCGAUGCAAAACAUGUCCCUUCAAUUCUAAUGCUGAAUUACCCUGCUGUAAAUAUAAUAGCUUUGUGUGUACAUAUUUAAGUAUAUAGAUCUUGGCCUGUCUUACAAAGGAUUGCGAUUGAUCUGAGUCAAUCCCAAGUCCUCCGAUCAAUCGCAAGUUUGCAGUCCCCAGUCUCUUAUGUACAUAGUUGCGAUUGAUGUCGAUCGCAAAUAAGUUGCAAUUAAUCGCAACUGUUUAUAUGACGGGCCCUGAACUAAAAAACCUUAUCCUGUUCUCUUCACUUUUUAGUGAAACUAUCAUGGUAAUGAUUGUAUUAUUAAUUUUUUUAAAUUUGUACUUCAGAGAUAUGUACUGAAAAUGAAAAUUUAGCUAGCCAUUUUGUAGAACUUUUAACUGAAUGCCACUUUACAAUACAUCUAACCUGAUGUACUUUGGGAAUUAAAAAAGUAUUAACUUGUGAAGUUGAAGGAAAACAUAUUGGGAGCUAUAUUGAAAUGGAAUGUAUUCACAUGAGUGCUUAUGUAGAGUAAGACGAUGAAAUACCAAGUUGAGUAGUAUCGUACCAAACCGAGCAUGCUGGUUCUUUUGCUGCAAAAGAAAUGCAAAAGUGUGAACUUCAUUCCAUCCUUAGGAGCUUAAGCUUUGAAGAUAAAUUACCAUUUAAUGAAGAAUAAUACAUCAAGUAUAUGGCUAGUUUUUUCACUUACAUUGUCAGCUGCAUUUUGCAAACAACUCUUUCGGAAUCUUAGUUUUUAUUGACCUUAUCAAUGCACCAAGGAAAAUUGUUCACUGGCAACUGAUCUGGUAAAUGUACAAUAUCGAUGGUGAUAACCCUAUGUUCUUGACAAUAUGGCUAGGUAAUAUUGAUUGGUAGUCUUCUGACUGAUUUUUAUUAAAUUGAGAAGGGGGAUCUGUGAUAUUCAAAAUAUGAAUAUAUGAAUGAUGAUUAAUAUUUUUCCAGCACACUCAAAUCCUAUUGGGUUUUUUCAACAUAAAAUUAUUUGUCAAUGUGUCAGUUAUUGAAUGAAACCUUAAUCCCUUCCAUACACUAAGUAGUUAUUUGCGUUUUAAGCAAUCUGUUUUGUUGAAUAUGCCUCCUUUUUUUUCUCUUCCAGAAACAGAAACGGUUAAAUCCAAAAAUGUGGUUGCCCAGAGUGCAGGGUCAUGAUUUUGACAAGCACAUCAGCCUAGGAUUAGUGUUAGGCCAUUGCCAUUUAAAUAAUAAGCUAUACCAUUGAGUUGCAUUUAUUUUGUUUGCAGAUAUCAAUGAAACCACUACCCCCAUUUAUUUAAAACAUUGACAGGAUUUGAAAAGGGAUUUAGAAUACUCUUUAGUGAAUUCUAAUGAAAUGUGAAUUUUAUUCAGGAUAAUAUUUUCCAAAUAAAUUGAAAAUAUA
Strongylocentrotus purpuratus (purple sea urchin) is the source of this 5010-nucleotide messenger RNA. It is a transcript of the gene brms1l, whose product is annotated as breast cancer metastasis-suppressor 1-like protein. Gene Ontology annotation, biological process: negative regulation of transcription by RNA polymerase II. Gene Ontology annotation, molecular function: histone deacetylase binding. NCBI's taxonomy places the organism in Eukaryota, Metazoa, Echinodermata, Echinoidea, Camarodonta, Strongylocentrotidae. The transcript has 9 exons. Gene Ontology annotation, cellular component: Sin3-type complex. Bases 94 to 1050 code for a protein of 318 amino acids. The record is from RefSeq and is a predicted model, not a curated record.